AAGCGGAGGUGAAGCGCGACCGGCCCUCUCUACUCCAGGGGCCCAGACUAGUCCAGUCCGGGACAGCACGCCUCCUGCUGCACGCUCCACGAGGUAGAACGACGAACGUAGACACGACGACGUUAGGACCGGUACGACGUUACGCGCGCGGGCCCAGCUUUGGACGCGUAAGGCUCCCGGCUUCUCGCCCUCGAUCACGCAUCGGCGCGCCGCGUAACCUGUUAGCCGCGACCAAAUUUUGGAUUUUUGCGCGGGGAAAUCUUGUGUAGGCGCAAGUAUCUUGUCCCUUCCUCGGUAUUAUCACUCGCGAGGUCUGACGAGGUCUCUUUUGCCACUCGGUGUCGAUCGAAUUGCGACUUGGACACUGAUAUAUCCAAACGCGUUGUUAUUCCUUUGGAUGUAUUCUUCAACGACUCGUGUAGAGGAUGUUGUUUCCUGGAAAAUCCAAAGUCCAAAGAAGACACUUUCGACGAUGGAACACUCGAGGUAGAUCGUAGAUCUUCGAAGUACUUCGAUUGGAACGAGUUGGCGGAAAAAAGUGAAACGAAGACAGAAGUUUCCUUUUGACUGUAUCAUCCUUUUGCUCUCGAUGAGAGAAGUCUAGGACUCACGUUCGUACGUACUUCUAACCCACGACUAAUCGUGACCGGACGAUCACCGCCAAUCACCGUUCCAUCGAAAAUCAUAACCGAUAUAUCGAAGUCGCGCGGCUCGGUCUCUCACCAAGACGACACAUCGUCGCCCCCACCCGUGAACACCACGCGUCCAGCCACGCGAUCAGCAGGAUCAGCGAUCCGGAAGGUUUCGCACGGCAACGGUGACCAACGAGCCGGGUAUUCUUAAUGGACACCUGAUCCACGGUGAUUGACCACGUUGUCCAGCUGCAUCGAGCAACAACGUUAUCGGGGUGACGAUGAUUCUAUCGCAAUCCUGAAACUCUCUUCGGGAUCAUCGAGAACCCAUUCGAGAAUCAUUUCAACAUUUCGAUACUUUGAAACUUUUUUUUUUUUUUGAGAACUCUCCACUCGCGGAUAGGCCCAUCGAACGAGGGUUCAGGUCAAGUGGUGCUGUGACAAUUUACACGUGUGGAACGUGCGCGGGUAUGAGAGACCAUUGUGAACGGUGCGACGGGCCACCCGAACGGUCAAGUGAGCCGCCGCGGGGUGUUCAGUGAGCGCAAUUUCGAGAGACUUCAACGCCCGGUAAGGAGAUAACUGAGGGAUAUAACCAGACAGCGAGGACGACCACGGUCACAACGACAACGACGACGACGAAGCUAUUCGUAUUCAGAAGACGACGAGGAGUUGAACGGACGCCUCGUCCAACUCGGCGAGGUGCUGUCCGAGAUAGAGGAGGGUGGCGGGAGGAGAGGGUUGGAAGGAGGGUGGCGUGCUAUGAUCAGCAUGGAGCUUCCGGCACACGCGACGCAGCAUGGUGCUCUACACCUGGGGGUCGGAGUCGGGGUCAAUCCGGGUGACCCAGCCGGAAGUGCCUUAGCCGCCAUUCACCCGCAUCCCCAGGACCCUCUAGCCCUCCACCAUCACAAUCACGGCGCUGCGACACCCGGAGGUAUGCAUGAGGACUCCAAGAAAAAACAUGAUGGCGGCCACGGAAUGAACCAGGAUGGUCAUGGCGGAGUCAACCAACUCGGCGGCGUCUUUGUGAACGGAAGGCCGCUACCGGAUGUAGUCAGGCAGAGGAUCGUCGAGCUCGCGCACAGCGGCGUCCGACCGUGCGACAUUUCGAGGCAACUCAGGGUAUCUCACGGCUGUGUAUCCAAGAUACUGUCGAGGUAUUACGAGACCGGUAGUUUUAAGGCCGGUGUCAUAGGAGGUUCCAAGCCGAAGGUAGCAACGCCACCGGUCGUCGACGCGAUCGCCAAUUACAAGAGGGACAAUCCGACGAUGUUCGCGUGGGAAAUCAGGGACAGAUUGCUGGCCGAAGGUAUUUGCUCGCAAGACAAUGUGCCAUCCGUCUCUUCCAUCAAUCGGAUCGUGAGGAAUAAAGCGGCAGAGAAGGCGAAGCACGCGCAUCAGCAACAGCAGGCGCAGCAGCAGCAAGGUCAGCAGCAAGGUCAGCCGGGAUCGGGUGGUUCCGUGUCGGUGAUAGCACAUGCACCUGCGACGGCGGCAGGUCAUCCCGCUGCCACCGCUCCCAACGCCUACAGCAUCAGUGGCAUCCUGGGUAUCCCGGCGCAUCAUCAGGAUCCCAACGGCAACAGCAUCAAGAGGAAACGCAGCGUUGACGAUGAUAAUCGCGACCUGAAUGAUCAUGCCGAGAACGAUUUGAAAAGGCAAAGGAACAAUUACAAUGGUGAUCAGCUGUACUCGAACCUGUGGUCGAGUAAAUGGAGCAUCAAGGACGAGCACAAGCUUCUAAGCGAGCUCGGCGGCGGCGGCGGAGGCGGCGGCACGACCGGUGGUACAAACGGCGGUGGAAACGGCGGCGGUGGAAAUGGCGGUGGCGGUGGCGGUGGCGGCGGUGGCACUGGCGGCGGUAGCGGCGGAGGCGGCGGUUAUUACGAACACAGCGGAUUCCCCGGGAACGCUAUUGCCACCUCCGCCGAGCUGUACGACUCCCUGGGCACCAUCAGCACGAUGACGCAGGCGCAAACGCCUCAUCUCUACACCCCGCCCAUAGGGGGCACCAUAGCAGGUGGUACUUUGACGCCGCUCGCGCCACUGACGAUGCAAGAACUAAAAUUGAGCCAAACAUUGGACGGGGCUAACAUGUCUCCUUACCACACCACCGCAGAGAGCAGUACCGUCGCAGUAUCGUAUGUCGGGGUGGGGGCCGGUGGGGGCGAGCAAAGUCCCCCGAUUUCGUUGCAGAACGAGACAAACGCCACCCCCGCGGCCCCCAACACCCCCGGAGGGGAUCCCGGACUGACGGUCUUGCAGCCGCCAGUUUCUCAGCCCCAGGUAGCCUCUGCGAUACCGCCGUACUCGACGAUGCUCCCAAGUUUCGGACACUACGCCACCGGUGGUGGCGACUACGCGUACAGUGCUGCGUACUCCCAGUAUUCAAGCGCACCGUACAGCGGCUAUGGUUAUGGGGCAGCGACAAGCGGGUUGCUCAACUCCACAUAUUACUAUUGUAACGGAGACACGUCCAUCCAUACGUCGCAGCAAGGCGGUGGCGGUGGCGGCGGCGGUGGCGGCGGCGGCGGUUGUACCAACGGUGGUCCGGACGUCAGCGCCGACGUGGCCAGUCGUUCGCCUUUGGCGGCUACCAGGGCCAGCAGUGGGGCCAGCGCGGCCUCGCCAACUGGAAGCGCCUGCACCAAGCCGGACCAUACCUCUGCCACACCGACGGACCUCUACCUGGUUUGAUGAUCGAACCGCACCACCACGGGGGAACGGCUCUUGACCGAGCAUCUCCCUGCGAUCAGCGGGAAGACAACGGCAAGCUGCGACAACGGACGCCAUAUCAUGAAAAGACACCACCUCGAAAUUAAGCAAUGAUCUCCUUUUAAUCGCUUCGGGAAAAUGCGAAGGAAAGUGAAGGAUAUAUCGAUGGAUCCACGAGGAAGAUUACACGCACGCCAGCGAAUUAGGACAGCUCGACGAGCACUCUUCGCGCCGAUAAAUUUCGACAAGUGGCUUUUUCGGAAGACGAAGAAACGAUAAAACGAUUGUAGGAUUAGUUGCGCUCACGGUUCUGAAUUCCAUCGCGUUCAAGAUGGAUGACAGGGCUAGGAAAUUUGAUUCGACUGGGAGGGAUGAUCCGCGUAAAACGAGCUUGACGCGAGUGACGAUCGUGUCACCAUUGGCGUACAAAGUUUCCUUGUGUCGCCGCUGUCCAUCACAAUAUAAAUGUUCCCCUCUACGUUUUAUUUAUUUAUCGUGGUCUGAAGAAAUCCCUAUCGACCUGUCGAUAGAUCGACUCAUCUAACCGAUGGCGGCGACGCGAGCGAAUCUCGGAUGCUCGAAAGUUGACGAAGUUGACAUUGAAGACGGCGUCGCCGCUCUCUGGAGAGCCGUGACGAUAGAUAGUUUAAUUUAAUGAUCCUCAGUUAGCGCGUAAUUUCCACGCGAUAGUCGUGACCGCUCUCGCGAACACACGCUCGCGUGGCAAA
Pogonomyrmex barbatus (red harvester ant) is the source of this 4078-nucleotide messenger RNA. RefSeq names its product paired box protein shaven (gene sv). Gene Ontology annotation, biological process: anatomical structure development; regulation of transcription by RNA polymerase II. NCBI's taxonomy places the organism in Eukaryota, Metazoa, Arthropoda, Insecta, Hymenoptera, Formicidae. The record is from RefSeq and is a predicted model, not a curated record. Gene Ontology annotation, molecular function: DNA-binding transcription factor activity, RNA polymerase II-specific; RNA polymerase II cis-regulatory region sequence-specific DNA binding.